Molecule: messenger RNA, 2068 nt
Organism: Syngnathus acus (greater pipefish)
Lineage: Eukaryota; Metazoa; Chordata; Actinopteri; Syngnathiformes; Syngnathidae
Gene: nppcl
Exons: 3
Coding region: 1168-1713 (181 amino acids)
Biological process (GO): receptor guanylyl cyclase signaling pathway; cGMP biosynthetic process
Cellular component (GO): extracellular region
Molecular function (GO): hormone activity; hormone receptor binding
Source: RefSeq, a predicted model, not a curated record
AGUUAUUUAUUGACUAUUUUUCCUCAGGCUGCUGUGCUUUGCUUCAGCCUGAUUUUGGGUGUUUGGACAGUGAUGUGUCGCCACCUGUGUUCUUUUCCUUGCAGUUUUCCACUCUGCCUCACCCACCGCGGCGCUCCCGCCAUCACACUGGCUUUUCUCUCUGACUUUGUGUGCAUACUAACAAUCCGCUCUUUCCCCGUCGUUCCUCUGACGUUUUGGUUUCAUAGCAGGUUGGCCUGACUUCACUCAGCAAUCUUUUCGAGGUCUGUGCCUGGUGAUCCCCCUCCCCUUACGCUCACUGCCUACAUUUUUCUUUUUUAAUUUUUUUUUUAGAUUUCCUCCCACAGUGCUCAUCUCUCUGCUGACAUCACAUGCAACCCCCCUCCCUCACUGCCUUCCCCCCCUCCCUCUCAUGAUUGCUAAUCUCUCCUUUUCGCCUACUGCCUGCCCCCACAUGUUGUCCUCUCCCAAAAAACAUAAAAGCGGGGUGAAUUUCUCUUCGUAUGUAUUCAUAAACGCUUAUGUAAAGUCCCCACUUUCCAAACGGAGGCUUCGCAAUACGACUCGGCUCCAUUUUAGGCUAAAUCAACCUCUAUUUCACAUGUAUGUUUUAAGUUUUAGAAGCUACCUUGAGAUGUUUGAUGAACUGGAGGAUGUAGUUGAAAUAAUUAGAGGCUGUUGAACUUCUCGCUUGUGUUGUAAUUUAGCGGCGGGUGGUUGUGGGGAGCAGAUGGCACUGACAGACUAACUUGGCCAAAGGCGAGUGGAGCUCAGUGCACGCUGGCAAAGACCGGAGACAAAAAGGGAGAAAUGCUUGCCUACUUUUGGAAAAAUAAAAAAGGGGCCUUAUAAUCAUUUCUUGGUUAGCUGAAUGCUAGCGAGAAAUAGAUUUUUACGUAUGCGGCCAACAGCAUCUGAAGCAAGUAGAAUUCAUGACAUCAGAUCAUCAGUAUGUCAUUUAUGAAUCGUUUUGCACAGAUGAAAGAUAAAUGAAUGUGAGUGUAUGGUCCCCCCCCAAAAAAAAAACGUAUCUCUGUUGAUGCCCCUGCCAGGAGGACAAAAAAGCAAGUGGAGGUGGAGAAGGGCGGGGAGAGAAAUAAUAAUUUCAAUUCCACCACAGAGUGGGUGAGGAGGAAGAGGAGGCGGGGCCAGGCCAGAGAGAUAGUGAUGCUCUCGGCAGGUGCCGGCAAGCGAGAGGUAGCCCAGACUGGGGAUGGAGAAGACUCGCUGAGCGCACAAGACUGCCACACAUACUUGCGCACGCAACAGCCAGUGUGUUCUCCAGUCGUCCUGCUAGAGCUCUCCAUCUCCGUCGCCAUGUUGUUUUGUUCCGUGCUGCUGGGAGCGACCCUGCUCAUCCUGGCCCCCAUGGAGAGCCCCGAAGCUCGCGCGCUUCACCCUUCUCCGGAUAGCCCUCAGUUAAUGGAGCAGCUCCUGGAUCGCUAUAACGACCUGCUGACCAUGGACGACCUGGAGAACCUCCUGAGCAGCCCGGCCGAGGAGCAAUCCACGUUGUCCUCCGGGGCCAAAGCGUCCGAGUUUCCCGCCAAAUGGGCCGACGUCCAGCCAGAGACCCCCUGGCUCCGCCUCCUCCGGGAUGCCCUGGCCAAUCGCAAGCCCGUAGAGUCUGAGCGCUCGCGGAGGGGCUGGAACCGAGGUUGCUUUGGCCUCAAGCUGGAUCGGAUCGGGUCCAUGAGCGGAUUGGGUUGUUAGUCAACAGACUGGUGUCAUCCUUUUGGGAUGGCGGGGAAGGUAAAGGCAGUUUACGCGUGUGUUAGUCGCACCUUUGUGGCUGUUGAGUAGUUAGUUGCACUGUAGUAUUUCACUCAUUCAAUAUGUUUCACAUCAAGCAGCAUUUUCUUGCCAUUGCCCGUCUUGCUUUUUGUAAAUGAGGUUAAUAGCGUUAGUCCAAUGUAAUGGCCGGUCAGUGUUGUGAUGUGUGGAAUCCUCGUCCCAAGUGCAAGUUGUAGUAGUAAAAUAACAACUAGGAGUUUAGCAGCCCAUCGUGUCCACACUUCCUGCUCUUUGUCUACUCAUGAGUUGCACCAAUAAAUAGAUUUUGACUUUA